AUGGUUCGAACACCGGAAGAAAUUUUAAAGUUUGUGCGAGAUGUGCUUAAUGAUGAUUUAGAUCACAAAACUCAAAGCGAAAAAUUAAAUUCCUCAUUGCUCGCAAUGCUAAAUUGUGGUGCAGACGACAAAACGCUCGUUAAUAACAUCACCAAAAUAGCAGAAAUAGCUUUGGAUUACUUUCAUGCAAAUCUUGUAAAAGAGCUAGCAAAAGCAUUAUUGAACGUAGUACAAUCGCGCUUAAUUUCAUACGAAGAACAGGUAACACAAUUACGUCUAAGACUAGCUGAUAUAUAUGAAAAAGAAAAAAAGUUCGAAAGCGCUGCGAAAAUACUUAUGGCAGUACCUCUUGAGACAGGUCAAAGGACGUAUCCUGCAGAAAUAAAAGUGCGUACAUAUUUGAGAAUAGCACAAUUAGCCUUGGAAUACAAUGCCGAAGAGGCGGAAAGCUUUGUGAAUCGAGCUUCAAUAUUGUUGAAUGACUUGUCUAAAGAUGAUGAUCUGGUUGUGGCUUUCAGAACCCUCUAUGCUAAAGUAUUAGACCAUCGAAAAAAGUUUAUUGAAGCUGCACAUCGAUAUUAUGAUUUGUCUCUGCUGCGAAAUACAUUCAGUACUUCAGACAAGUUACAAGCACUAACGAAUGCAAUUUUUUGCACUGUUCUAGCUUCACCAGGUGUGCAACGAUCGCGUAUGCUAACAGUACUGGUAAAAGAUGAACGAUGUUGUAAUUUGCCUGCGUAUGGUGUCCUGAAAAAGAUGCAUUUUGAAAGACUUAUCGGAACCGAUGAGGUAAAAACUAGCACAUUAGUAAAUAUUUUUCAUUUUAAGAUUCAGGAAUUCGAGAAAUCAUUACCUUCACAUCAACAAAUUUCUGAUGGUGAUUGUAGUCUACUUAAACGAGCUAUCUUGGAACACAAUUUUGCGGCAGUGAGUAAUAUAUUUACUAACAUUACGUUUUACGAUCUGGCUUUACUUCUUGGUAUCGAUUUCGUACAGGCUGAAAAAAUGGCUUUGCAGUUAAUCGCUGAUGGCCGCAUUGGGGGCACUAUGGACCAGAUUGAAGGAUUAAUACACUUUAUUCAAUUAAAUAUGGAGGAAGAGGAUGUAUCACCGACAGAAGAGGCUUUGACAGAAUGGGAUCUUCGUAUCGCUGAAGUAUGUAAUGAUGUGAAUAAUGUGACUGAUUUAAUCAUUCAGAGGAAUGAUUCAUGGGUGAAGUUCAAGCGAAUGUCUUGA
Thelazia callipaeda (thelaziosis nematode) is the source of this 1236-nucleotide messenger RNA. NCBI's taxonomy places the organism in Eukaryota, Metazoa, Nematoda, Chromadorea, Rhabditida, Thelaziidae. The record is from the annotation of a GenBank genome assembly.